Sphaeroforma arctica JP610 is the source of this 533-nucleotide messenger RNA. RefSeq lists its product as hypothetical. NCBI's taxonomy places the organism in Eukaryota, Ichthyosporea, Ichthyophonida. The record is from RefSeq and is a predicted model, not a curated record. The coding region runs from base 182 to 439 and encodes 85 amino acids. The transcript has a single exon.
CUCAAAAUAAGUGUCGAUAUUAGCAUACUCAGAUAAAAUAUAUUCAAGCUAAUCCUUACCGCUGUUGCCUUUGUCGGGCAAACUGUACAAUUCGCAGAUGCGGGCGCAAUCCCUCCACAACGUCGGAGUGUGCUAGGGGACAUAGAGGGGGCGAUUUGGAUUCGACUGUGCGUCAGGGGCGAUGGCUGGAAUUACUGCGUUGACUGAGAGUGACUCAUACAAAAGCUUCACAGGUGACAGCUACUGUGAUAGUGCCGUUUACGGGAUAGUGGUGGCUGGUAUGGAGAUGGCAGCCGAGUCGGACGGCAGUGCACUCGAAUCAACUGAAUGUGCUACCACAAUGGGGAUAUGCUGUGCAGCAGAUGCCGGGGAUGACGUUUUGACCACUCAAGUCUGUCAGAUGUUGUUGAGUGUUCAGUUUCAUUCCGAGCUGGUGUGAGUUUGCGAGCAUGGGUGGGAGAUGUAUCAACAAUUUAGUAUAAGGAUUUUUUUUUGAUUGACAAUGAAAUAAUAAAUACCAAUAUUAUACCUCA